CCGAAAGACCCGCUCACCCCGCGCUGGCAGCUGGGCCCGCGCUACGCCGCCAAGCAGUUCGCACGGCACGGCGCCGCCUCCGGAGUGGCCGCAGGCUCCCUCUGGCCGUCGCGGGAACAGCUGCAAGAGCUGGAGGCUGAGGAACGGGAGUGGCACCCCAGCCUGGCGGCUAUGCAGGAGUCACUGCGGGUGCAGCGGCUGGCCGAGGAGGAGAAACGUCAAGCCAGGGAGCAGCUCAUAGCAGAGCGGAUGGCUCAGAUGCCACAGAUGAUUGAGGACUGGCGGCGGCAGCAGCGGGAGCGCUGGGAGAAGGCACAGGCGGACAAGCAGCGGCGUGCAAGGCUGCAGGCAGAGGCCCAGGAGCGCCUAGGCUACCACGUGGACCCUCGGAGCACCCGCUUCCAGGAGCUCCUUCAGGACCUGGAGAAGCAGCAGCGCAAGCAUCUCAAGAAGGAAAAACAAAGGCACCAGAAAGAGGCCCAAGCUGCGGCAAUAGCCGCCACCCAGGGCCCAGCGACCUCUGAGCCCCCUAGCUCUUAAGACAGCCAUGUCCUUUUGCAAUAAAGCUUGCUGCCUCCACAGACCA
This is a messenger RNA of Echinops telfairi (small Madagascar hedgehog), 586 nucleotides long. RefSeq names its product GADD45G interacting protein 1 (gene GADD45GIP1). Gene Ontology annotation, cellular component: nucleus. The record is from RefSeq and is a predicted model, not a curated record. NCBI's taxonomy places the organism in Eukaryota, Metazoa, Chordata, Mammalia, Afrosoricida, Tenrecidae. The annotation marks the transcript as partial. The transcript has 2 exons.